Molecule: messenger RNA, 588 nt
Organism: Fulmarus glacialis (Northern fulmar)
Lineage: Eukaryota; Metazoa; Chordata; Aves; Procellariiformes; Procellariidae
Product: target of rapamycin complex 2 subunit MAPKAP1-like
Exons: 4
Coding region: 76-588 (170 amino acids)
Biological process (GO): TORC2 signaling
Cellular component (GO): plasma membrane; cytoplasm; TORC2 complex
Molecular function (GO): phosphatidylinositol-4,5-bisphosphate binding
Source: RefSeq, a predicted model, not a curated record
CAUGUUGGUACAACGGCAACCAAAAAAAUUGAUGUCUACCUCCCACUGCACACAAGCCAAGACAAACUACAGCCCAUGACAGUUGUGACGAUAGCAAAUGCCAAGGUGCAUGACCUGAUUGGACUAAUAUGCUGGCAAUAUACAAGUGAGGGACGGGAACCAAAACUGAACGACAACGUCAAUGCCUACUGUCUCCAUAUUGCUGAGGAUGAUGGAGAGGUUGACACAGAUUUUCCACCCUUGGAUUGCAAUGAGCCCAUUCACAAGUUUGGCUUCAGCACUCUGGCACUGGUUGAAAAGUACUCUUCUCCUGGCCUGGCAGCAAAACAGUCGCUCUUUGUUCGCAUAAAUGCUGCUCAUGGAUUCUCACUUAUUCAGGUGGACAGUAUGAAGGUCACCAUGAAGGAUAUCUUACAAAAGGCCUUAAAGAGAAGGAAGGGAUCACAGAGAGGCUCAGGUGGGUUAUUUAUUGUAUUUUCUAGAGGCUAUCUUCAGAUGAGAGCUGAAGUUUUAAUAAAAGUUAGAAGAGAUAACACAGUGAAGGACACGGAUGAGCUGUCUCAAGGCCAUAUUCCAAGGGAACGAUAA